Molecule: messenger RNA, 362 nt
Organism: Racocetra persica
Lineage: Eukaryota; Fungi; Glomeromycota; Glomeromycetes; Diversisporales; Gigasporaceae
Source: the annotation of a GenBank genome assembly
GAAUCCUUCCAGUCGAUCUAGAUAAUGAUGAAGUGCUUGACGUUGAUGAAGAUAAUGUUGAAUUGAUAGAAGAAUUACGUGAAAAUAUUGAAGAAAUAGUGAAUUUGGUUACUAACCCAGAACCUGAGGAGGAUAAAAGUGAUAAGGAUAAUGAUAGCACAGAAAUGCACCAAGUUACUCAUAAUGAAGCACUAAGUGCUAUAGAUUUACUAGAACAGUAUCUUCUGCAACAGGAUCUUUGCGAUACAACCAGGUCAAAAUAUGAUAAAACUUUGUCAGACUUGCAAGAAGCGAUUAGAAAAUUACGAAGAACAUCUUUCAAACAACUAGAUUUUGAAACAUUUUUUGGGCUAGCUAAUUAA